CCUGCAGACAGACACACACAAACACUCAAAGAGAAUGGACUAGAAAAAAACACUGGCUUUAUCACCCAGAGGAUUUUUUCUCCCUGUUUUUUUUUUUUUUUUUGUUGUUGUUUUGCCAUAAUUUUUCACUCACUUUUGCUUCAAGCUCGAAUCUCUUUAAUCACCUCUUUCUGUUUUUUUCCCCCCUCUCUAUCACUUCCAGCCUCUUGUCCCCACUGAUUUGAUCCACUCGUUGAUUUAUUUCUUGUUUCAUUUUUUUUCCUUUUUUCUUUUGGCAUCUAAAACAUUUCAUUUUCUACCUCAGAUCACAGAUCUUUGACUGGGCUUGCGUUAGAGAGGAGUAUCUAUUUAUUUUGGUGACGUAAUUUUCCAGCUCAUCAAUUUUAUUACUCUUUACUGAAAUACAAAGGGCAGGUUGUUCAUGAAUAUUUAUGAGCAUUUUAGAAAAAUAGACGCUUAAAGGAUGUAAAGAAUUAACUGAAUCAUUUGGUGUGUCUGUGUGUGUGUAUGAGAGAGAGAUGUGUGAGCUACAGAGAGGCACAGAAUUAGAUAGAUGCAUAGCAAAGUGAAGCAAACCACACAACUCAUUUCCUUGUCCAUCUCCUUUUGUAUAUUUCCACCUUUUUUUUCCAAAGGAGAUUUAAUGCCUCUCCUCUACAUUGCACGAAGAUAAUGGGAAGUGGGACUUUUUGAGCAGCCGGCACAGUGCUAAAAAAGGCACUCUGGAUAUAGCUGUUCUCCUGUGGAAUUACCCUUUAAAUCCUGGAUUUGGUUCCAUUUGAAAAAAAAUUAACAAUUAUCAAAAACUGUCCUAAAUUCGGGACUUAAUUUUUUUUUUUUCUUUUUGAUAUUUUCUUCUAAUGGACUGAAGCUGAUUUCAAUAUUUCCUUUUCAACUAUUGAAUCUUUAAUGGGAUUUCACUAACACGGAUUAAAGACUCAAGCAACAUCUUUGUCUAUUAGUUGGUGUAAUAGUCAGGAUUUCUUGCAGUUUUCUCCGGCCUACCAAACUGAUUAAAUUAAAGUAUUUCUCAGUGUUAAGGGUUAAAUAGACUGGCCAACGUCAGAAAAACAAGCGACGCUGAGCAUCUUUUCGGAGGAGCGAAGGGGAGAACAAAAGUGAAGCUGCUCCUGUGGAGUACAAUUACCUCGAAAUUGCUGCUUUGCCCUCUUGACCCGCUGAGGAUUUUUUUGUACCUAAAACUGCUUUCAGCCUCCCUCAGUCUGAGGCUAUGAGAGGGAGAGAGGAGUCCCAGGCUGUACCAUCAUGCUACUUCUGAGACGCCGGGAUGAGACUUUGGCUGGCAAAACACAAGGUAUUACCCUCCCACUCCUCCACCAUGCCUGUCUGCAGCUGCCACAGCCCCUCACCCCAUUGUGGUCACACCGGGGUCUCCUCCUUCGCCCCGGCACUCGCUCAAAAGCAAGAGAAGCGAGGUCGACACCCACCUCUGCCUCCUUCACUCCACUGCUGCACCAGCGCCUCUUUACACCUCUCCCUUCUUCUCUUGCUGCUUUUCCUUCUCCACCUGCCCCCGGCCUGCCACUCACGGAGGGAGAAGGGUGGGGGAGGUGGCGGCGGCCACUACAUCCCCAUCCCCCAACCUCCUCCUCACCACAUGGCUCUGCCCAACAUCCUGAGGGGCCUCAGCAUCGCCGUUGUCCUGGUGGGCAACUCCAGCGAGGUGGCGCUGGCUGGUGCCCGUGAGAAGGAGGACUUCCUCCACAUGGCACCCAACGUGGAGGUGCUGACCAUGAAUGAGACGGACCCUAAAAGCAUCAUCAAGAGCAUCUGUGACCUGAUGACCGAGCACUGGCUGCAAGGCGUGGUGUUUGGUGAUGACACCGACCAGGAGGCCAUCGCUCAGAUUCUGGACUUCAUCUCAGCCCAGACCCACAUCCCCAUCCUUGGAGUCCGUGGAGGCUCCUCCAUGAUCAUGGCUGCCAAGGAUGACAACUCUAUGUUCUUUCAAUUCGGCCCCUCCAUUGAGCAGCAGGCUUCAGUCAUACUUAACAUCAUGGAAGAAUACGACUGGUACAUCUUCUCCAUUGUCACCACAUACUACCCGGGUUACCAGGACUUUGUCACCAAGAUCCGUAGCACCAUCGAGAACAGCUUUGUGGGCUGGGAACUGGAGGAAGUUUUACUCCUUGACAUGUCCGUAGAUGAUGGAGAUUCAAAGAUUCAGAACCAGCUGAAGAAGCUGCAGAGCCCCGUCAUUCUUCUCUACUGCACAAAAGAAGAAGCCAAUACCAUCUUCGAGGUGGCUCACUCUGUAGGGAUCACUGGCUACGGCUACACAUGGAUAGUGCCCUCUCUGGUCGCUGGAGACACUGUUGUAGUGCCUGCAGAGUUCCCCACAGGUCUGCUCUCCGUGUCCUACGAUGAGUGGGACUAUGGCCUCGAGGCCCGUGUUCGUGACGGAGUUGCCAUUAUCACCAUGGCAACCUCCACCAUGAUGAUGGACCGUGGCCCUCACACGCUGCUCAAGUCUGAGUGCCAUGGAGCUCCUGAAAAGAAGACCCCAAUCUCAGGCAACCCCAAUGAAGUGCUCAGGUACCUGAUGAAUGUGACGUUUGAGGGGCGUAAUCUGUCGUUCAGCGAGGACGGAUACCAGAUGCACCCCAAGCUGGUCAUCAUUCUGCUCAACAAGGAGAGACAGUGGGACAGGGUGGGUAAAUGGGAGAAUGGUUCCCUAUCCAUGAAGUACCAUGUGUGGCCUCGCUAUGAACUAUAUGGGGGGGCUGCAACCAGGGAGGAUGACCACCUGUCCAUUGUAACAUUGGAGGAGGCUCCGUUCGUCAUUGUGGAGGACGUGGAUCCACUUAGUGGGACCUGUAUGAGGAACACUGUACCCUGCCGGAAACAGAUCAAAACAAUUAAUCAGACCAAGGAGUCAGGGAUCUACAUCAAGCGCUGCUGUAAGGGUUUCUGUAUUGACAUCCUUAAGAAGAUUGCCAAGUCUGUCAAGUUCACCUAUGACCUUUACCUGGUUACUAACGGCAAACACGGCAAGAAAAUCAAUGGGACUUGGAACGGCAUGGUAGGAGAGGUGGUGUUAAAGAAUGCCCACAUGGCUGUCGGCUCCUUGACCAUCAACGAGGAGAGGUCAGAGGUCAUCGACUUCUCCGUCCCCUUCAUUGAGACGGGCAUCAGUGUCAUGGUCUCCCGAAGCAACGGCACCGUUUCACCCUCGGCCUUCUUAGAGCCCUUCAGUGCGGAUGUGUGGGUGAUGAUGUUCGUGAUGCUGUUGCUGGUGUCAGCAGUGGCUGUGUUUGUAUUCGAGUACUUCAGCCCUGUGGGCUACAACCGCUGUCUGGCUGACGGCAAAGAGCCUCAUGGUCCAUCUUUCACCAUUGGUAAGGCCAUCUGGCUGCUGUGGGGUCUGGUCUUCAACAACUCUGUGCCUGUGCAGAACCCCAAAGGUACCACCAGUAAGAUCAUGGUGUCAGUGUGGGCCUUCUUCGCUGUCAUCUUCCUGGCCUCUUACACUGCCAACCUGGCCGCUUUCAUGAUUCAAGAGGAAUAUGUGGAUCAGGUAUCUGGUCUGUCAGACAAAAAGUUCCAAAGCCCCAAUGACUUCUCACCUCCAUUCCGGUUCGGCACUGUCCCAAACGGGAGCACAGAGAGAAACAUUAGGAACAAUUAUCCAGAGAUGCAUUCCUACAUGACGAAGUUUCAUCAGAGGAACGUCAAUGAGGCCCUGCAGAGUCUCAAGUCUGGCAAACUAGAUGCUUUCAUUUAUGAUGCGGCCGUGCUCAACUACAUGGCUGGCAGGGAUGAGGGCUGCAAGCUGGUGACCAUUGGCAGCGGCUACAUCUUCGCCACCACAGGGUACGGCAUCGCCAUCCAGAAGGAGUCGCUCUGGAAGAGACACGUAGACCUGGCCAUCCUGCAGCUCUUUGGAGACGGUGAGAUGGAGGAGCUGGAGUCCCUGUGGCUGACCGGAAUCUGUCACCACGAGAAGAACGAAGUCAUGUCCAGUCAGCUGGACGUGGACAACAUGGCCGGUGUCUUUUACAUGCUCGGCGCCGCCAUGGCUCUGUCCCUCAUCACCUUCAUCUGCGAGCACUGGUUCUACUGGCAGCUGCGCUUCUGCUUUAUGGGCGUUUGCUCCGGCCGGCCCGGCUUCGUUUUCAGCAUCAGCAGGGGAAUCUACAGCUGUAUUCACGGGGUGCAGAUUGAAGAGAAAAGCAGCUCAGCAUUGAACUCACCAUCAGCCACCAUGAACAACACCCAUUCCAACAUUAUGCGCCUCUUACGCACCGCCAAGAACAUGGCCUCCCUGUCAGGGGUGAACGGCUCUCCACACAGCGCUCUGGACUUCAUCCGCCGUGAAUCUUCUGUUUAUGACAUCUCGGAGCACAGGCGCAGCUUGGCAGGCCACUCUGACUGCAAGCCACCUUACAUACCAGAAGACAACAUGUUCAGCGACUACAUCAGUGAGGUGGAGAGGACGUUUGGCAACCUCCACCUGAAAGACAGUAAUUUGUACCAGGACCACUACCUGCACCACCACGGCUCAACACUAGGGCUCAGUGGGCCUCCCCCUAACAGACCCCACAGUUUGGGCAGUGCUAGUUCUCUGGAGGGCGGCAUGUUCGACUGUGACAGCCUGGGUGGAGGAGUGGCCCCUAUUUUCACUACCCAGCCUUGUUCAGCACUAACUCACAGAAACAUGAGUAAAUUUGACCUGUUGUCCGGACAGACUCCCCCCUCAGGACAGAGCUUCAAGGGUGGCCUGCCUGACCUGUAUGGGAAGUUCUCCUUCAAGGGAGGCGCUUCAAGCUCCACCUACAUCCCUGGGCAUGGCUACUGUGGAGGGAGAGGAGAUGACGAUGGGAAUAUUCGUUCUGACGUCUCAGAUAUUUCCACGCACACCGUCACAUAUGGAAACCUCGAGGGUAAUGCCAAGAAACGUAAACAAUACCGUGAUAGCUUGAAAAAGAGGCCAGCCUCUGCCAAGUCCAGACGGGAGCUGGACGAGAUUGAGCUGGGCUACAGGAGAAAACCUUAUCACAUCAGCCACCACCACUACCACAGCCAACGCUCUACCUCCCCGCCACUUUUACCCCCCGAACGCAAGAGAGGGGGAGGGGGCGGAGGAGGAAACAAUGAUGGGAACUAUCUCUUCAGGGAAAAGGAGAGCGUUAGGGAUUUUUAUUUGGACCAGUUUCGGCCCAAAGAGGGCGUACCUCAAUGGGAACAUGUGGACCUGACAGAGGGCCCUGGGAAUCGAGAAGGAGGGGUGGCGACCUGCACUUCCCUGGUUCCAGUGGAUGACUUUCUAAAGAGCAAACCCAAAAAAUCUGAUUCAAAGAGUGGUGGAGGAUCUGGCCUGGCAGGGGGAGAGUGGGAAUGCAGGAACUGUCGGGCCAGCGGGGGAGGAGGGGGCAAACAGAUGUCCCUGCAUGGAGGAGGAGGCAGUGGCGGGUAUGGUGGUGGUAUGAGCUGUGGGUCAUCGGGAGGCGGAGGAAACAGCCGCCCAAGCUCUGCAACUUGCAUGCGCUGUGAGGGCUGUAAAAAGACAGGAAACCUCUACGACAUCAGUGAGGACAACAACCACCUCUUGGAACAGAUGGGGGGAGGGCAAGGUGGGGUAGGAGGUGGAGGAAUGGGUGCAGGCCCCCAGUCUCAAUCUCAGGCCCAGCAGAGGAGGAAAGGCGGAGGAUUUGGAAAGCCACUAAGGCGGCAGCACUCAUAUGACGCCUUUGUUGACCUUCAGAAAGAGGAGUCAGGUGGGAUGGGGAGUUUGAUAGGGGGCUUAGGAGGUGGAGGGAUGGGUGGUGCUGGUAUGGCGGGGAUGCUGCCCCCACCCAGGAGUGUUAGUUUGAAGGAGAAAGAACGCUACAUGGAGGGCACCAGCCCUUUUGCACACAUAUUUGAACGUCACGGUGGCUCAGAGAGAGAAAGGGAAAGAGACAGGGACCCGUUGUUUUACGGAGGUGACAGUAGGAAAGGACCCGGCUCACCUUUUGGUUUGUUCCGAGGUGGUGAGGGCCUUCACCGCCGCUCCAUCGGAGAAAGAGACAUGAGAGACAGGGAUAGGUCUUUGAUGGAAGGAGGAGGCGGGGCGGCAUUCUCUUUAUCAAAAUCUCUUUACCCCGAUCGGGUAAACCAAAACCCCUUUAUUCCUACUUUUGGUGAUGACCAGUGUCUGAUGCACGGAGCCAAACAAUAUUACAUGAAAAAGCAACAGCAGCAGCAACAAGGCCAAAACAGCCGAAGUGACUUUAGGAGCCAGAUGAGCGCGACGUCAUAUCUGCCAGCGUCUGCCACGGCCGGGGUGAUGUCCAACGUCACCCCUCGGUUCCCAAAAGAGCUCAGCCUCGGUGGAAUGAACCACCAUGGCUCGAUGCUGGGGGUCGGCCCCCCGCGUCCCUUCAAUGGAAGCAAUGGCCAUGUGUAUGAGAAACUCUCCAGCAUUGAGUCUGAUGUGUGAGAGAAAUAAAGGUGGGAGGAGGAGCGGAGAACAACGAGGUAGAAGGAGACGAAUGGAGGCGUGUAGUGUUAGAAGAUCAGGGAUGAUUUUAAAAAACACUGUCCACACACUGCAACCAUAGUCCAUCUGAGACGAUGUGAGCUACAGGAGGGAAAGACUGACUGGCGAUAACAGGCAGAGGGUGUGAUUUAGAAAUGGAAGGGAAUUUUGUAAGAAACUUAGGUACAAAAUAUCAGGACACCCUGAGGAGCUGUGGGAUUUAACCCUCUCUCAGAAAUGGCCAAAGCUACUCUACUUUUAUGUGCACACACAGUUCACAUUCCCCUCCAUCUCACAAACAUACUCAAGCUCGAGUCCAUCACCUCGUCCACCAGCGAGGCAGAAGUCAAUGUACUUGAUUUUUAUCGCGAAGUGGCGACACCUCAUCUUAGCUUGAUACUGGAAUGUGUGAGCCUUGGUGAGAUUUGAUGGGCUGUCUGAGAGCUCCCACGGAGGGAGGAAAAAGACUGCGAGAUCGGAGAGAGAGGAGCGAACUGCCCAUCUGGCCCUGUGUCAGAGCAGAGAGGAGACAUUGUCACGUUUAGCAGAGCUACGACAGGAGAUGACUGGAAGGAGACAGCCUGGUCUGUCCAUUUUUCUCCAUCCCACUCUUCUGUUCUCCCUCUCCCUCGCUCCUCCUCCUCGUCCUCCUCCUCACCCCUGACGCCAAAAGAGCUGAUCUUGUUUGCAAUGAGAAAUACAAUCAUGAAUGAUAAUAACAUAUUCUUAUAGAAAACACAGGGUAUAAGAACAACAAUAAUUGUGAAUAACAAAGAUGUUAGUAUUGAUUAUGAUAACACUUACAAUGCUUAUAAUCUCACUAAGUUUUUCUUGUUUUCUGUUCUGUUGGUACAAUAUUUCACUACUGUUUUAGUACCUGUAGUUGUAACCUCUGUCUGCCCCUGGUGGUACCAGGAAGGUUGUUUAGUUCAACCAACAAGCAAGAAAGACUGAGUCCUUAACUCCUGUUCUUCUGUUUUCUGUGGAAUAUUUUACUCCAUGAUCAUAUGUUUAUUUGCUCCUUGUGGAAAAACAGGAUCUCGAAGACACGUUUAAGAGCUUACGGAUCCUUAUUUGAUGUUUCAACACAUAACAAUUCAAGUGCACACACUUUAACACAUAGAGUUUUUUGUCCACUUGUGUUAACUGUGAACGACGCGUUUCGUCAGAAGCUGAUAGCUGAAGAUACUGAGAGGAAGGACGUGCCUUAAUGGUCUCCAGUGGAUGUUUCCUCCAGUUCACACGUGGUCCAUGCGCAGCAGCACCAGGACAGACCAGCAUGCUCUUUUUUAGGCUGCUCGGGUGUUCUCUCUCUCUCUCUCUCUCUCUCUCUUUCGUCUCUAUCUCUUUCUUGCUCUCUCUUUCUCGUUGUGUUUAUGAGCCAGAACUGCAGUAAAAAUUUACAGCAGGCUUGAGGUGCUGCUGCCGCCGCUGCUGCUGAUGGUUUAGGGAUGUUUUAUAACUUCGUAAAAUUAUUUCAUAUAAGUACGGGCAGCGCUUUAUGAACCUGCCACAGUUGUAUUCAGGAUGUCCCACUGUCACAGAAAGACCACGUCUUAUUUCACAGUAUGGCAGCCUUUAGACCAACACUUUUAUUCAGGUUACAUGACAACAGUCACCAGGCACUUACUUUUUUCGGCCUCUCACUAGUAUCUCGUAGAAGGCUUCACUUUUCACUAAGCGGUCUGAGGAAAGCUUUGUGGUGUACUUUGUUCGGACGUUGUGCGUGAUUAAUAUAAUAUGCAGUGUUUGUAUCUGUAGGCGAAAGCUACAAAAGUGUUGUUGCCCCGUGACAAUGAUGCUGAUAAAAGCCUGAGCUAAGGAGGAUGUCUAUUUGAGAGAGGCCUCUUUAACACUGACAGCGGCCAUUUUGCAAAAACGUUCCAGCUUUUUUCUUUUUCUUUUUUUUUUUUUUAGAACUGAUGUGGAAAGUCGUUUCAGCUGGAGAGGCCUCAUUUAUUGCACAGGACCUUUUACUUAUUGUAGGUUCAGGCACUCAGUAGACAUGCCUUAUCAUCCCAACCCCCCCCACCCCACCCCAGCCCAGCCCGAGCUGUCUGAUGAUGACUCAUCAUAUUACUGUACAGAAUAAAGCCUCUAUUAGUUAUUUAAAGGUUUGAUCUUCGAUUAGCUGGUGAUGUCAGAAGUUCAAGGGCUGCAGGAGAUUAUGCAGGAGUGCUGAACUGAGUUUGGAGCUGCUGGAGUGUGCAGACUUAUCUCCUCCUCCGAUCUGAACGCACCAGUGUAAUAGGUCGGCGUGCGUGCGGAGGGAAGCAAAUCACGAUUGAACGAUAACAGCUGUUUUUUUCCUCUCACUAACCUGCUGAUAACUAUUCAUAAAUUCAACAGCCUAUCCUUCUCUCUUGCUCCACAGAUAACACUGUCAAAGUGAGACUGAUCGAGUUAGCCUUAAAUCAAACAGAUUCAUACCCCCCCGCCCCACCCCCCUCCACAUGGCUCUCCUUAUAAAUAGAUUGGGAUCUCUGGAAUUUUUAUACGCACACAUUUUGAAAGUUCAGGUCGACCAUUAUCAGCGAGACGGUAUAAGCAGGAGAGGUGGGAGGACAGGAAAUGACGCAGAAAUAGGAAGUAGCUGAAAAAUGACUUUGGAGUCGGCAUCAAUCAGUGUCAGCAUUAGUAUGUUCAAUCUUUUCCUUGUAAAUAAUAUAUUUAACUCUUUUCACUUUGUACAGUAAACAGACAGACAGGAUGUAACUUUCAAUAUGUUUUACAGCAAUUUAAGAAAUAAAGAAAACGACAAUAAAAGUCAUAAAAACAAAAAAUACACAAACAAAAAUAUGCAAAAUAUAGUUAAGACACAAAUAUUACUAAUCAUAAGUGAUAUAAUUGAACCUCUUUUUCUUUCAAUCUCAUGUUUACUUAAUUAUGAUAGUUUACCAAUCAGUAUAAUGAUUAUGUUAAGAAUUAUGCUUUUUCUUAUUUUCACUAAAGUGUUGGAAAUUGAGGAUAAUUUACUGUAGGUGUAGACGUUUUGGUGAUAAAAGGGGAAAGUUUAGUUUUAGGAGUCUUUGCUAAGUUUCCCUUGAAUUGUGUUAGAUUCUCUCUUUUUAAGGUAAGCUGUUCUUCAUGCUUUUUCAGAUAAAUCCAAUUAUCUACACAUUUAUGUAAUACAAUAUUACAUGUAUACAUAGAUGAUAUUUGCAUAUAGAGGCAGUAUAUUGUGAUCUUUCAUUUUUAAGCAGCAAUCCUUGUUAAAAACUUACAAGAUAUUUGUGUUUUUGUUGCCCGUUUUUUGACCUGGGCUCUAAUGGUGAUUGCACACAGAAUUUAGAGCCAUCGUUGGCCCGGCCUAUCCUGUUCCCUCUCUAUGUUUGGGAUAGACAUCACUGUGGUAAAGGAAGAUAUAUAUAUAUAUACACACAUAUAUAUAUAUAUAAAUAUAUGUACACACAUGCACACAGAAAUAGACACAUGUACACACAAACGCACACUGGACGUUUCCCAGUGUUGUUGUGGGUAAUAUUGCUGAGAAUUUCAGCACAGUACUGUUGAAAACCAUGAAAGAGUGUAGUUUCAUCUUUAGCGAGAAUCCAUUUGGAGCUGAAAUGCAUUUGUGCAACCCCUUAUUAAAAGGUAAAACAUUUGUUCUGUCAUAUCUCAUUUUGGUUUUGCUUCAGGGGAAUCAGCUGUUGUUGCAAUGUUUUAACUCACAUCUUACUACACUCUGUUAUUUGACAGCGAAAACACAGAAAUGUUUUAGAUUGUAAUUUAUUUUGCCCAACCUUGUACAUUGCUUGUUUCUCAGUGUAGGACGGGAAAUAUAAUUUGUAAAUUGUUGUGUACAUAUGCAAUUUUGUCCUCGUGCCAUCAUAAAUAAUUUCCCCACUCCUCUUCUUCUUCUGUGCGCUACUGAUUCCAAUAAGUCUCUAUAAUCUUUUCCCCAGCCCUCAGAGAAGAAAUUCAUCUCUCCUAUGUUUUUCUCCUCAACUGCUUUCAUGUCUAGAGGGUUGAUUGAAAAGUGAAAAAUGUUAUCUGUGCGCACAUAAACACUGUUAGCUUUGCAUAUUUUUCAUACAAGUUCAUUCUCCUCAUUUGCAAUAAACAGCAUGACUGAACAUGCUCUUACAAUACACUGUAUGUGCCAAUAUAUCAGGUCCUGUUGGGUUUUUUUUUUUGUUUUUUUUAAGCAGUGGAAGGCUUGGCUAGGUCCAGUUUCCAGCUACCGGUUGGACAGUCAAGGUGCAUCUGACACUGUGGUAAACAUGCUAUCAUCAGGCCUUCGCCCUCUCCCAGCUGCUCAGUGUGUGCAGGUCGGGCAGUGAUGCAGAGGAAGCGGGCUCGUCGAAAGUCUUUAUUUCCCUUCAGGCCAAAACUGGCCCGAGCCUCCCUUCUCUGCACACGAGCACGCCACAACACAUUUGUUCAUACUGUUCAUGUAGAGCAAAAAUACUGUGUCAUUUUCUGUUUUUUUUUAUAAGAGAAAUGGCUCUGGCCAGUUUAAUGGGGCUGGAACAUCUGGAGAUGGAGGUAAAUGUAAAUAUCACCUCAGCUGACGUGUUACAGGGACCAAAUAACAGCAUGACAUGGUCAGCUGCAGGGACUGAUGAACCGGCUACAGUCACAUGGGGAAAUGUUUGUUUUGUUUCUGUUUGGGUUUUUUUUUUUUUUUUUCAUAAAAACUGUAUUUGAGAUGUUUGUUUUCCAUCAGUAUUAGUGGGGACUGAGCCACUUGUAUGAUUUUUAUCUCAUAAAGACGAGAAAAACUGUGAAUACGACUGAAUUGAAGCCCAAAAGAUUUAGCAUUAUUUUCCAGCCCAUUAUUUAUUCCAUAGCUUGUUUUCUAGUGUUUUUAAAGGUCUGUCUCUGUGAAUGUGUUUAAAUAUGUAUUGACAUUUAUAUUGAUGCACUUAAAAUUUUCUAUUAAAUUGUGUACACUUUUGUUUGCUCACUAUUUCACACACUUUUAAAACACUUUUCUUUGCCUGGUAUCAUGAUGUAAGGGGUUGCUACUAAAUGUAUUUCACAAGUUGAGCAGAAAGCGAUGAAAACACUCAUAUUCACUGAUUAAAUUAACUGUGGGUUGACAAAAUGUAACAUAUGAAUAGUAUCAAUUGUAUACAUAAUGAUAUACAUAAUAUUAUUCUUGGCCAUUUUUUUCUCUUUUUGUGGCCCUUUUCUUUGAAAUAAUGCCAAAAUUUUUACACCAUACAGACAGAAAACUACACAAAAACAAAUAAUUGUACAGGUUGUGUAAAUACUGAAUAUUGGGGGAAAACAUUUACCUUCUUUUUUUUGUAUGGAAAUGAUUAAAGUAAUCUCAAUAACGGAGUUAACCACGUCAUGACAAAAUUGCAAAAACAUCAUUAAGGUACUUCUAAUAAGGAUAAUACUGAUAUCUACAAUUAUAAGUGCUCAAAUAAGACUAUUCUUUCUCUUUGUACAUGAUGAACAAACUGAAGUGUUGAGUAUUAAUAAUAAAAAAACUAUAAGUUUCAUGCA
Sphaeramia orbicularis (orbiculate cardinalfish) is the source of this 11941-nucleotide messenger RNA. It is a transcript of the gene grin2ba, whose product is annotated as glutamate receptor, ionotropic, N-methyl D-aspartate 2B, genome duplicate a. Gene Ontology annotation, cellular component: membrane. Gene Ontology annotation, biological process: monoatomic ion transport. Gene Ontology annotation, molecular function: signaling receptor activity; ligand-gated monoatomic ion channel activity. The record is from RefSeq and is a predicted model, not a curated record. Lineage: Eukaryota; Metazoa; Chordata; Actinopteri; Kurtiformes; Apogonidae.